Acaulospora morrowiae is the source of this 769-nucleotide messenger RNA. NCBI's taxonomy places the organism in Eukaryota, Fungi, Glomeromycota, Glomeromycetes, Diversisporales, Acaulosporaceae. The record is from the annotation of a GenBank genome assembly.
AUCUUCCAAUGAGGGUGUUAAUAUUAGUGACCCUGAUGUCAGCCUAAGAUUUGAUAUUAUACCUCUUUUGAUCAAAGAUCUUAUGGAUAAAAAAGUCAUACUUGUUCGAGCACCGCCAUUUUCUGGAAAAACGUCAAUAACCCAAAUUAUGGAGCAUAACUUGUUGGAAUACAUUUGGAGAGCGAUGGAAAAGUAUUGUUGGUGUAAGUUGGAAGAGUGGAUAGAGCAGUGCGAUUUAAUUCCAACUAUUUUGAUUCUAGAUGAAGCUCAAUUAAUUUACGCGAAGGAGAAAAAAGUUGAUGAAAAUAAUAUAGAAUUUGCAGAUCAAUUCUGGUUGGUUGUUAAAGGACUCGCAACUCCUGUCGCAUUACCGGAAUCAAAUUGCAAAAGUCUUAUUGACAUCAAUUUUAAGCGUGAUGAGUUAAAAAAGUAUAUUGAAAAGUUCUGUGACAAUUACUUCAAAAAUUUAGAUCCACCAAGCGUCUCAAAAUUAUAUAAAUAUAUUUGGAUAGUUACAAAAGGACACGUGGGUUUAGUUCGUCAUAUCUUGAUGUCUACAGAAAAAGCAAUGAAGAAUCAAAUUGAUACCAAUCACCUAUUUUGGGAGGAAAUAUUCAAGUAUUUUAAUUCAGAAAACUUCAAUUCAACUAUCUAUGUCAACUGCCGUGCUGUACCAAAAGUUUCUGCACUUUCUGAUACGCAAAGAAUCAUAUGCGAAAAAAUUUACUUAAAUGGAAAAAUUCGUUACAUAGAUUCUAAUGAGGAUCAU